AUGUCUUCUCUGCUACAUAACAGCAACGAUGAUAUGGCCUCAUCCCUGACUGCAACAUAUCCAUGGACCACAUCUCCACUCAUCAGUUGCGCUCCAAUGCGCCUGAUAGCCAACGCGUCUCUUGCAGCCGCCGUCUCCAUAGCCGGUGGUCUCGGUUUCAUAGGCGCAGGCAGCGACAUCAGCGCUCUAUCUUCCGAACUCUCCCAAGCUCGUGACAUUCUGACCAAAGCCAACGUAUCCACAAGCACCGGCGUCUUACCCAUAGGCGUAGGCUUCCUCAUCUGGGGUGCACCAUUAGCAGAUACUCUAGCCAUCCUCAGUAAACCUGAGAACAUACCUGCAGCAGUAUGGCUCUUUGCACCGCGAGAACCAAAUCAACUCAAAGACUGGACAGAAGGCGUCCGCAAAGCUACACACAACAAAACCAAAAUCUGGAUCCAAGUAACCAGCGUCCGCGAAGCCCUCGAAGCGGUCAAACUCGCAAGCCCCGAUGUGCUAGUAAUUCAAGGCACCGACGCCGGCGGCCACGGUGCAGUCCAAGGUGCCGGCAUCAUCUCUCUAAUCCCCGAAACCAUCGAUGCCAUAACAGAACUCUGCACCUCUUCUCCAUCUAUACCCUUGCCAUUUUUCGUGGCUGCAGGCGGCAUCAGCGAGGGCAGAGGCGCAGCAGCAGCCCUCUGUCUAGGAGCCCAAGGAAUCUGUCUAGGAACCAGAUAUCUCGCCGCAAACGAAGCCACCAUCGCACCUGGAUACCGCGACGCUGUCCUCCGUGCUUCUGACGGAGGAACCACUACAAUACGCUCAUCAGUAUACGAUCAACUGCGCGGUACCACAGAAUGGCCUGCUGGAUACGGAGGCCGUGGUGUGUUAAAUGCCAGUUAUAGAGACCACGAGGCUGGCGUGAGUUUCGAGGACAACAAGAAAUUGUAUGAUGAGGCAAUGGCAUCGGGGGAUCAAGGUUGGGAGGGCGAGAGGGCGAGGUUGACGACUUAUGCCGGCACGGGCAUUGGUCUUGUCAAGAAAAUCAUGAGUGCAGAAGCCAUCACGCGAGAAAUACGACAUGAUGCCUCGAAGAUAUUGUCAGCAGCCUCAACCUCCAGAUUAUGA
Aureobasidium vineae is the source of this 1107-nucleotide messenger RNA. NCBI's taxonomy places the organism in Eukaryota, Fungi, Ascomycota, Dothideomycetes, Dothideales, Saccotheciaceae. The record is from the annotation of a GenBank genome assembly.